This is a messenger RNA of Hevea brasiliensis (rubber tree), 1771 nucleotides long. RefSeq lists its product as uncharacterized. Bases 165 to 1187 code for a protein of 340 amino acids. The transcript has 8 exons. NCBI's taxonomy places the organism in Eukaryota, Viridiplantae, Streptophyta, Magnoliopsida, Malpighiales, Euphorbiaceae. The record is from RefSeq and is a predicted model, not a curated record.
AAAAACGAGUCUAACAAAAUAAUGCAGCAACCUUUCACAGAACAGGCCCCCAAACUGUAGCAAACAGCAUAUAAAACACUGGAGGGAAAAUCAGUUAGUCUCCGCUCUCCUCCGGUGCAGUCCAAAUUCCCAAAGUCUCCGGAAGGAAGAGAUAGAGGGAGGACAUGGGUAAUCCCUCUUUCUCCCUCAGAUUCGCCGUAUUUCUCUCGUUCUCUGUCGCAGCUUCGUCUUCCUCUCAGUUCUAUUUCUUCCAAAAAUCACGCUCACCAUUCCCUUCUUCACCUCCAAUCCCUAAAGCCACACCCUCCGAUUUGCUCUCCGUCUUAGGCCCCGCCAAUCAAUCCUCCAAAAUCAAUCCUGUCGUAUCGCAAGAACUCAUAUCCUGCUUCAAAUUCCUUGUUCCCUUCAUUCCUCCAAACACCAAACCUCAGAAUCAACACUCUUACGCUUGCGCUAAUCGAAAACUCGCAUCAGAACAUAUCAUCCAUGUUAGAAACCAGAGAGAAGAGAAUGAGCUUAUUUGGUGGCCGCCUGAACCAGUUCUGGAGCUGGCUCGCCUUGCCGUUGACUCUGGCAGCGAUCCUGACGCAAUCCAUCGAGUUCUGGAUCCUACGGUCUUACCUAUUCCUGACGUUGAAGGAUCAAAAGAAAAUCGAUGUGAGCUCACUAGAACGCCAUAUGGGAGGCGUUUCAUAAGUCAGGAGUUGAAUUCUUAUCUCAAAUUUUUAUUUGAAGUGAUUGCUGCUCGAGGUCCCUCGAUUGGGCUGGAUGUUUCAUUGAAUCGCUAUGAUUUCUUUCAUGGUCACCUCUUCCUUGCUACAAAAACAGGAAGGCUUGGUAUAUUGUUUCAUGCUAAAGAAUACCCAGCUUAUGAUAAAGAAGUAUUUCCAUACAAUAUGGGAUAUUGUCAAAAAGGUUCUACUGUAACUUAUGAUGAUUCAAUGAAUUUUCGGAACAUUCUCUGGCUUGCACCUUUUCCAAGCAAGUCCUCUAAAGCUUGGGAGGCACCGGGAGUCCUUGUUGUGCUGGAUGCCCGUCCAGGAGGAAUCAUAUACCGAGAUCUCAUUCCUGAAUAUGUAAAUUUUGCAAGGACCAUAUAUGAAGAUGAUUUUGGAGAUGUUGUUGUUGAUGUCAAUUACUUGAAUGUUGGAGGGACAGUUCCCAGUUAUGAGAUCUUCAUAUGCUGAAUCCUUCAGGUGGUAUAUUUUGUAUGGUCGAAAUACAAGUUUUAAUCCCUGGGACAUUCUCUUGGAGACAUUAUUUAUCUUUUCCAAAAGUUGCAUUACCAGUUCGACUUUGCAUCCGUGCCUAAUUGCAAUCCCCAAGACUAUGAAUACAUGAUAACUAGGUGUUUUCCGCCGGUGAUAAUUAUAUGAUGACCACAGGGUGGGCAAUUGAUAGAAGAACCAAGGAAAAAAAAAUCAGGGUCUGCAUGAAAGAGAUGCAGAAAAUGAUAUUGCAUUUCAAGUGAACAAAAAGCAGCACUGUUGGAAAGCACAGCUGCGUCAAAUUUGUCAAGGAUGCAUUUUAUGCUGAUUACUGAGAUGUGAUUUUAUGUGAUGGAUAUAAAACGGGGGACAAGAAAGCCAUGGUUGACAUGAGCUUAUUAGAAUCUUAGCGCCAUUGGAUUAGCAGGCAUGGAUUAAAGGGUGAUUUACCCUGAGAUCCCCAGGGUUAGCUAUAAUUCAUUAUUUAGUUGGUUUCUGAAUUUUGACAAUUAUAUUAAAAGGUCCUUAUAAUUUAAUUCCAUCGACAUCCAUUAAUUUUCUUA